AGCCUUGGAAGCCACAAUUAAGCGGCUCUGGGAUAAAACACACUGGCUGCAAGAGGACUGGGGCAUUGCUUCAAGAGAUGGCAAGGCAGCUGGCUGCAUCCCUCCUUCCCGGAGUCCUCCUCCUCCUCGCCAUCCUCCCAGCUUCUCGGCAAGGAGGGGUGCCUGGUGCUGGAGGGGGAGUUCCGGCUCUAGGAUAUUACCCAGGAGCUGCUGGGGUUGGAGGCCUGGGAGCAGGAGGCCUAGGGGUUGGAGCUGGACUUGGGGGUGCAGGGCUCGGUGUUGGAGCAAAACCUCCCAAGCCAGGCCUCGGGGGACUCGGCACACUUGGCCUGCAGCCAGGUGGCGUAGUCCAGCCAGGUUUCUACCCAGGAGGCGUCUACCCAGGUGGCAUCUACCCAGGGGCUGGGCUGGGAGCCUAUAAAGCUGCUGCCAAAGCUGGUGCUGGAGUGCCCCAGACUGGGGUGCAGCCAGGAGUAGGCGCUGGAGGGAAACCUGCCAAGGUACCAGGUAUUGGCAUUCCAGGGGUGUACCCGGGUGGCGUGCUCCCAGGAACAGGGGUCCGUUACCCUGGCAUAGGCGUCCUGCCUGGUGUGCCCACUGGGACUGGAGUCAAGGCAAAAGCCCCAGGAGGAGUAGGAGCCCUUGCAGGAAUUCCCGGAUUCGGAGGCUUCGGGGGCCAGCAGCCCGGCGUCCCUCUGGGAUAUCCCAUCAAAGCCCCCAAGCUCCCGGGUGGCUAUGGGCUGCCCUACAGCACUGGAAAGCUGCCUUACGGGUACGGACCAGGCGGGCUAGGUGUUGGUGCUGCGGGAAAGGCAGGAUACCCCACGGGGACAGGAGUUGGAGCUCAGGUAGCAGCAGCUAAAGCAGCAGCUAAAUAUGGUGCUGGCGUCGUGCCUGGUGCUGCUGGCAUCCCCGGAGUCGGAGGUCUCGGAGGCCUGGUGCCCGGAGUUGGGGGUCUCCCUGGAGUUGCAGGUGUCCCAGGGGUUGCAGGAGCUGGAAGCCCAGCGGCGGCAGCAGCGGCAGCAGCAGCAAAAGCAGCCAAGUACGGAGCGGGUGGUGUUGGAGGCCUGGUGCCCGGUGUUGGCGGUGUCCCUGGCGUGGUGCCCGGUGUUGGCGGUGUCCCUGGCGUGGUGCCCGGUGUCGGCGGUGUCCCAGGAGUUGGAGCUGGACUUCCAGCAGGAGCGGCAGCAGCAGCAGCAGCAAAAGCCGCCAAGUACGGAGCGGGUGGUGUUGGAGGCCUGGUGCCCGGUGUCGGCGGUGUCCCUGGCGUGGUGCCCGGUGUCGGCGGUGUCCCUGGCGUGGUGCCCGGUGUUGGCGGUGUCCCUGGCGUGGUGCCCGGUGUCGGCGGUGUCCCAGGAGUUGGAGCUGGACUUCCAGCAGGAGCGGCAGCAGCAGCAGCAGCAAAAGCCGCCAAGUACGGAGCGGGUGGUGUUGGAGGCCUGGUGCCCGGUGUCGGCGGUGUCCCUGGCGUGGUGCCCGGUGUUGGCGGUGUCCCUGGCGUGGUGCCCGGUGUCGGCGGUGUCCCAGGAGUUGGAGCUGGACUUCCAGCAGGAGCGGCAGCAGCAGCAGCAGCAAAAGCCGCCAAGUACGGAGCGGGUGGUGUUGGAGGCCUGGUGCCCGGUGUCGGCGGUGUCCCUGGCGUGGUGCCCGGUGUUGGCGGUGUCCCUGGCGUGGUGCCCGGUGUCGGCGGUGUCCCAGGAGUUGGAGCUGGACUUCCAGCAGGAGCGGCAGCAGCAGCAGCAGCAAAAGCCGCCAAGUACGGAGCGGGUGGUGUUGGAGGCCUGGUGCCCGGUGUCGGCGGUGUCCCUGGCGUGGUGCCCGGUGUUGGCGGUGUCCCUGGCGUGGUGCCCGGUGUCGGCGGUGUCCCAGGAGUUGGAGCUGGACUUCCAGCAGGAGCGGCAGCAGCAGCAGCAGCAAAAGCUGCCAAGUACGGAGCGGGUGGUGUUGGAGGCCUGGUGCCCGGUGUUGGCGGUGUCCCUGGCGUGGUGCCCGGUGUUGGCGGUGUCCCUGGCGUGGUUCCUGGUGUCGGCGGUUUCCCAGGAGUUGGAGCUAUAAGCCCGGCAGCAGCGGCAGCAGCGAAAGCAGCAGCGAAAGCAGCAGCAUAUGGGGCUGGACGCGUACCAGGUGUGGCACCCGGAGUUGGAGGCUUGGUGCCUGGCAUUGGUGGGGGUCUGGUGCCCGGCGUUGGUGGGGGUCUGGUGCCUGGUGUUGGUGGAGCCCUGGUGCCCGGCGUUGGAGGAGUCGUCAGUCCAGCAGCAGCAGCCAAAGCAGCGGCUAAAGCAGCCAAGUACGGAGCUGGCGGUGUUGGAGGCCUAGUGCCCGGUGGAGUCGGAGGCCUAGUGCCCGGUGGAGUCGGAGGCCUGGUGCCCGGUGGUGUCGGAGGCCUGGUGCCCGGUGGUGUCGGAGGCCUGGUGCCCGGUGGUGUCGGAGGCAUCCCAGGACUCCUCAGUCCCGCAGCAGCAGCCAAAGCAGCUGCAAAAGCAGCCAAGUACGGUGCUGGUGUCGCACCUGGAGUCGGCGGGGUGCCAGGCUUAGUGCCUGGGGCCGGUAGGGUGCCAGUCGCAACGCCGGGGGCUGGUGGGGUGCCAGUUGUAACGCCGGGGACUGGGGGCUUUGUGCCCGGUGCGGGAAGAGUGCCAGGCACAGGCAUUGUUCCUGGAGUAGGGAUUCCCCAGCUGGGCGUGCAGCCAGGCGCCAAGCCUCCCAAGUACGGGUUCGGUGUUGGGGGCCUGCAGCCAGGGGCUGGAGUUCCUGGCUUCGGUUUGUCUCCCAUUUACCCAGGUGGACUCGCUGGCCAGCUGGGAUACGGCGGAAAACCUCUCAAGACGUAUGGUGGGGCCCUGGGAGCCCUGGGAUACAGAGGUGGCGUGGGCUGUGCGCAAGGGAAGUACUGUGGCAGGAAGCGGAAGUAACCCAGCCAGGCUGCUACCAUUAACCUCAUGAACUUUGGUGCUACUGCAUGGUCUAGAAUGUAAACCCUGAGUAAAGCAGUGAUCCCGCCCCCCUCCCCCGCUCCCCCGCCGGCCCCCCGGAGGGAAUUCCACGGCCCCUGACGCCCCCUUCGCUCCGGCCCGGGGGUCCCCACCCUCUCUCCAGCGGGAAGCACAGAACAAACUGCGGGAAACGCCGUUCCCACUGGUGCUAAAGCUCCCUGCGGGGAGAGCCGGGCAGGCCUCCGUGGGGCGGGGGCUUCUCUGGGCAGGGCAGGACAGGACCCUCCCCGGGGGCCCUGGGGGAGGAAGAGAUGGGGGCUGGUUUCCAAGAGAACAGCGAGGGGCUGGGCUCCACCUGCCGCCAGCACAUGGGCGAAUGGCCCGUCAGCAGCGCCCAGCCCCAGCACAUCCCAGCUGCUCCCAAGACUCCGUCCAGCUGGCAUUGGUGCCAUGUGCCAGGGACUUCUUAGCAGCUAGCCAGCCUUGUGUCUGUCAGCCCCCUCCAUGCCUGCCCGCCCCAGGGCCCACGCUGCAGGGUGCCAUGGGAUGGGGUUCGUGGGCUCCAUGCAGGCGGGCAGGGGAAUGCCUCCUGCUCAGACACUCAUGCCAGUGGGGCCAGUAGGGGCUCGUGGGUGGGUUAAAUUCACCCAGAGUUCUUUGCGGCAGGGCCAUCUGAUUGGCUGACCCAUCCUUGCACUGGAGGACACAGCCCUCCCGGUGCGUGGGGAGGGGUUGGCACUAUCAGCAGAGCCAAGUCACUAACACUGAUGGGAUUAGCCAUGCGCCCGCCCUCACUCAGCAGUACUGUACGGGCAGCCAGCGCCAGCCCAGCCCUGCCGUGUCUCCGAGGCCCCGCUGGGACCUGCCCUUCCUCUUGCCCUGGAGGCCCGUGUGUUCCUGAGAGCUGUCGGCCGGAAGGAAUCGCACCUCUCCAUGUUACUCACUUGGUAUAGCUCGGGUGGGACAUGUUAUAAAGAGGGAAAGUAACUGCUUCCAAACGACUAAUAAACAAUGACUUCUAAAGGA
Messenger RNA from Malaclemys terrapin pileata, 3959 nucleotides. It is a transcript of the gene ELN, whose product is annotated as elastin. Gene Ontology annotation, molecular function: extracellular matrix structural constituent. NCBI's taxonomy places the organism in Eukaryota, Metazoa, Chordata, Testudines, Emydidae. The transcript has 39 exons. The record is from RefSeq and is a predicted model, not a curated record. Bases 78 to 2912 code for a protein of 944 amino acids.